AUGGAAUUUAAAAAUUUUUCUAAUACUUCAUCACAAUCAACAGUAACUGAAACAGCACAUUUAUAUGCUAAUUCUAAAAGAGAACAUAAUCAAAGUUCAGAACAAAAUACUUUAACUUCUGGUACCACUAAUUCAAUUACCGCCCCCACAUCUGUUAGUAAUAAUAGUCGUGGUAUUGAAGAAGGAAAUAUUUUUUCACCCAUCAAACCAGCAUCAUUUUAUAAUCAACAUAUUAUGGGAUCAAAUCCAUAUUAUCAUUCUCUUCCAAUAACAAAAGUAGAUUCAUGUUAUGAAAAUCUACCUUUAUCAACUGCAUCAUCGCAAUUUCAUACACCUCUAUUUCUUCAGUCUUGGAGUUAUGCUAAUCCAACAACUAAUACUAGCCCAUCUGGUGGGACACCUUCUGGAGAUUUUGAGAGUAUUCAACAUCAAAGCUUUACCUCAACAAUAAAUGAACAACAACAGCAACAACAACAACAACAGCAUAAUCAACAAAAUCAUUUUUUUAAUCAAACUGGAUACCCAAAUUAUAAUAAUACUAAUACAUACCAAAAUUCUGAUUAUUAUUCUUCUCUUCAAAAUGCAAAUAUACUAGCUACACAAAAUCGUCUUAUGAAUAUAUCAAUUAAUUCAUCACCAAAUUCUUCUAAUGAAUCAACAUCUACAAAUGGAUCAUUAUGUGAUACAGCAAGUAAAGUAUCCUCAAAUUCUUCUUCAUCAGGAAAAAGUAAACCAAAAACAGAGAAUCGUGAAUGUGUUAAUUGUGGUGUUACAAAUACACCAUUAUGGAGAAGAGAUGGUACUGGACAUUAUUUAUGUAAUGCUUGUGGUUUAUAUCAUAAAAUGAAUGGACAUAAUCGUCCAUUAGUUAAACCAAAAAAACGACAGAAUACUCAAAAGAGGACAGGAAUUGUAUGUGUAAACUGUAACACUAAUAAUACAACAUUAUGGAGAAGGAAUGGAAACGGUGAACCAGUCUGUAAUGCUUGCGGCCUUUAUUAUAAACUUCAUCAGAUUCCUCGUCCAAUAACAAUGAAAAAAGAAGGUAUCCAAACACGAAAUAGAAAGAUAACACCAAAAAUGAGUGGAAAAUCAUCUUCUAAUAAUGAUAUAUCAUUAAAAAAAGAUUCAUCAGGAUUAUUUAAUAGUAAUGAUAUGAAUUUAGGAAUUGGUAUGGAUUCAACUGUUCGUGGUUUAACAUCAAUGACAAACAAUUUUGUUCAUGCUAAUGGAAUAGGUGGAAUAGAUCAACAUUCACUAACAACAUCAUCAAAUUUUUAUGAUAUGUUGAAACCUCAAAAUAAUCCAUCACCUGUUUCAAGUAAUCGACAUACUCCAUCAAAUAUUAGUAGUAUAAAUAGUGAAAAUCAUGGUUCAAGUCCAUUCUUAUUAUAUAAUAAUGCUGUUAAAACAUUCCAAAAUCAUUAUCAACCAGCGGCAAAUUAUAAUAUACCCCAAGCAUCUACAUAUGCGCCACAAUUAAUUUUUAAUGCUACGGCUUAA
Strongyloides ratti is the source of this 1503-nucleotide messenger RNA. RefSeq names its product GATA-binding factor C. NCBI's taxonomy places the organism in Eukaryota, Metazoa, Nematoda, Chromadorea, Rhabditida, Strongyloididae. Bases 1 to 1503 code for a protein of 500 amino acids. The transcript has 3 exons. Gene Ontology annotation, biological process: positive regulation of transcription by RNA polymerase II; negative regulation of transcription by RNA polymerase II; cell fate commitment. The record is from RefSeq and is a predicted model, not a curated record. Gene Ontology annotation, molecular function: zinc ion binding; DNA-binding transcription factor activity, RNA polymerase II-specific; RNA polymerase II cis-regulatory region sequence-specific DNA binding.